AUGCAACAUCAUCCACUCAAGAUCCCCGAAAUACUCGCCCUCGUUGGGUCUUUUAUCCACCUAUGGGCACACAACAACAACCCCUGCCGCCCAUCUAUCGCAUCAGCUCGUUUCGAGCCCAAAACUCUCGUCACCUGUCUCCGGGUCUCCAAGUCAUGGUACAAGACUCUUCUCCCGAUUCUUUGGUACGGCUACUGGACGUCUGACACAAUGGGGAGCAUACCAAGGGAGGUCAUCCGCCGACAUAGUCAUGUCUUGCGGGUUUUGUAUUUGGACCAGUGCCCGCCAAUUACUGUUGAGAUGACAUCUUUUGAAUGUACGAAUCUUGCUGAGCUGUCUGUGUAUGUGGGCGUCGAUGGAACUGAGGAUCGCCAGCGACCAAAGGCAGAAGGAGAGGCGGAAACGGCAGGGGCGAUUCAAGGAUCUGGGGAGGUGAUAGCGGCUGGAGAGGGCGAGGUGUCCUUACCUUACGAAAAACGACUUGUUCGAGCAAACCCAGGGAUCAGGAACCUCGAGUGGAAAGGAUUUGAAUGUCCUAACGAGGCCAAUACCGACGUCGUCUGUCCAGUUCUAGAUGUUGAGGAUUUUUUGAAACUUGAUGGUUUGGAAAGACUUUUGCUGGAUCAUUGGGAUUGUUCGAAGGGGCGGUUGGAGCAGGUGUUAGGGACUAUGGCUGGAACGUUGAAAGAGCUGGAGGUUGGUACGAACUAUGGCUUUCAAGCAGAGCAGCUCAAGGAGGGAGGUGAUUGUGGGUGGGUGUUGGACCGGCUGGAGUCGAUCAAGUGGUACUCCAGCGCGCCCGAUGAAGAUUACCUGUUUGAGCUGGUCAAGCGGUGUCCCAACCUCCGAAAACUCAGGUUGCAAGUCAACCACGACGGGUGGGACUUUUCUUGUCUAACCAGCCAUCUCCGGACCUGUUGUCCCAAAUUUGAUAAGCUGAGGCUCCACGCAACCAGGACGACACGGCACAUGGAUGCCUUGAUCCGCGACAGUUCCAGAUCGGGAUUCCGCAAACUCAACCUCACCUUCGUAGACAGCACAGACAUGGUGAUGGGUCUCAUCCUCGGCCAUGCGGCGACAGUGGAAGAAAUCUAUCUCUCUCCGCAUGGAGAUAGUGGAGACGCCAACAACUACCUCCGCCUGAUGGUCGAGUGCACGCGCCUUCGACGAUUGGUUUACAACCCACUCGGCGUAUGUUUCGCAAUUGGCUUCUUCCGCAUCUUGGAGCAGCAGCAGUGGGGGUGCCGUGAACUUGAGGAGAUCAGGAUUCAAAUUGGGGCUGGGAUGUCGUUCUCUGAGAAUCCACCCGCCGUCAUGGAGACUCUCUUACUGAUCCUUUGGUACGGGUACUGGAAUUCGGACGCAAUAAAACCCACCCCAGCGGACGCCAUCCGCAGGAAUAGUCAUCUCCUGAGGGCGUUGGAGCUGUACAAAUCGCCAAAGCUGAAAGUUGAUCCGGGGCCUUUUACCCUCAUCACCUGCCUCCAGGUCUCCAAGGUCUGGCACAAGACUCUCUUGCCAAUUCUAUGGGCAGGGUACUGGUCGUGGAUACCAGAGAUGCGGUACAUACCAGCAAGAACACUUCACCACAACAGUCAUCACCUCAAGAUGUUGUACCUGAAUCGAUUUACUACAGGAGACAUCGACUUGGCGCAAAUCAAUUGCACCAGCCUUGUCGCCCUUGAUAUCUACGUGGAGGGAACCAGGAAGGAAUCAGAGGGAGGAGGUGGAGGAAGAGAAGGGGUGAUGCCACUACUGCCCGUGAAGCGACUUCUCCGGUCGAACCAUCAGCUCAGGACCUUAGGCUGGAAUGGAAUUGAAACCCCUGCGCCUUUGCUGGAUGUCGAUGACUUUGUGGGGCUUGUAAGUCUCAAGAGCCUUACCGUGGACAAUUGGGAUGUCUCUAAUGGGCGGCUGGGAAUGGUCUUGAGGAAAGUUGCAGGAACGUUGAAGGAACUUGUGAUUGGGAGGAUGUACAAUGUCGAGCCGGUGUUCCUCAAUUGUGAAGACUUCAUGCUGGACCGACUUGAGUCGCUUGCAUGGCCGGACUUUGAACGUGGCGACGGCGAUAAGACUCUGUCAGAGUUGGUCAAACGGAGUCCCAGACUCAAGACGCUUGUGUCUUUUGCGAAGCACAGCGACAGAGGUCUACGACGACUGGCCGAAACCCUCGGAACCUCUUGCCCCGACUUUGAGUCCCUGGAGCUUCAUAAAUUCUUGCAGAUCCAGGAACUGGAGAUACUCAUUCGAUACCAUUCACCCGGUCGACCUCAACUUCGUAAGCUACACUUUGCAGUCCAGAGUCUCGAGGACGGUGGUCAUCGAGGCCUUGUUGCAGCGAUUCUCCGACACGCCUCGACACUGGAGGAUGUUUAUAUUUGCAGGAUCAACCAUGGCAAGGAUGCAUCUGUGUGUCUCCGCCUGUUGACCGAGUGUCCUAGACUGACACGCUUUGCAUUUUCCGCACGGCAUCCUCCUUUCGAUCUGGACUUCCUGGAGACAUUGAAACAACAGAAUCAACAGCGGCAGCAGGCGACAUGGGGGUGUCGAGAGACGUUACAAGAGUUGAGACUGGACCCUGGGUCCUUUUAUUUAAACCGACGACAGACGGAUGCAGAGAGACAGGAGAAAGCAGAGAUACUUUCUGAGAUGGGGUGGGAGAUUGUUGAUAAGGAUGAAGAGGAUGAUGAGCCGAUCGAUGGGGCUAGGAUGAAGGAAGCUCUUGAGUUGGUUUGCUUGCAGAUGUUGGAGGGGUUGCAGUUGUUGAUAUUGGACCAGAUCACGUUCCGGCGUGUUCCAUUGUAG
Linnemannia hyalina is the source of this 2805-nucleotide messenger RNA. The record is from the annotation of a GenBank genome assembly. Lineage: Eukaryota; Fungi; Mortierellomycota; Mortierellomycetes; Mortierellales; Mortierellaceae.